Laccaria bicolor S238N-H82 is the source of this 1838-nucleotide messenger RNA. RefSeq lists its product as uncharacterized. Bases 1 to 1437 code for a protein of 478 amino acids. Gene Ontology annotation, molecular function: zinc ion binding; sequence-specific DNA binding. Gene Ontology annotation, biological process: regulation of DNA-templated transcription. Lineage: Eukaryota; Fungi; Basidiomycota; Agaricomycetes; Agaricales; Hydnangiaceae. The transcript has 5 exons. The record is from RefSeq and is a predicted model, not a curated record.
AUGCCCAUGUUUGGCUGUUACCUGUAUGAUUCACUGACACUCCCAUCACUUGUAAGGGACUCGAAGGAUCUUCCAGAGCAAGAAGAAAAACAUCAACCAGACAACAAAUCUGACUUUGCCAUAGACCCAGCUCUUCGCAACGACUCUCCCCUCUCAUCUCUUCUCAACCCAGAUAAGAGGCAGAACGAUAUCUCUUCUCUUGUCAAUCACUCUCCCCCAUCACCAGAAGAGAAAUCACAGUCGGACGACAAUUCCAUGCCACAUAGGGUCGGACCAUUAUCCAUGUCCUCCCCGCACCACUUUGACAACAAUCCCAGAGUCCCAUCGCCUCCACCCGCCACCUCGCUCUCAGCUUCCCACUCCCCCUCCCCAUCAGUGACGUCCGCGGACCGCUCAUCAAUUUCCACACCUUCCGUCCGUCGAUCACCUCCCAACAUUCAAGCACCUCCGCCUUUAUACUCGACCUAUCACCAUGACCCGUCAAUGAUGCAAUCAAACAGGCAUCAUUCGGAAUCCCACUUCUCUGCACGUGCAGAGCCGAUGCAUCACCCAACCUACAUAUACACUCAUCCGCCCCCACCUCCCUUCGAUCCCCGGUACGAACACCACCAUCCAACCCACUCCCCCUAUCAUACCGCUGCGGGGCUUCCCCAUCAGUUCGCGGUUCCCGCCAUGCCUCACGGACAUGGCAACCCAAUGCGUGACGGCUACGGCCACCCUUACCCCCUACCCGGACAGGCUCCUGUCACUAUCAUCCACACUGAUGACGCCGCGACCAAAUUAAGCGACCGUGUUCGCAGACGUUGCUUCAACUGUUGCACCACCGACACCUCAACGUGGCGCCGCUCAAAUCUGUCCCCAGGGAAAGUGCUCUGCAACAAGUGUGGUCUCUUUGAACGCACUCACUCCCGCCCUAGGCCAGAUCAAUUUCCUCACAAACGAGGGCCCUUGGCCACUGCUAGCCUCCGUGGCCGGACCCCCCCAGGAGGGGGCUCUCUCUCAUCCAGCCCCUCCAUGGCGCACCCCAAUCACCCCCAGCCCCAAGGCCACAACAUGAACCAGCUUCCGCCCAUUUCUGCCCCAUACCACUAUACCCAUACCCCUCUCGCUCCCCUCUCAACUACGCAGGACAGGCGUGAGUACCAGUCAAAUACCCUUCCUGCUCUUCAGGCCUGGCAUGCCCCUCCGAGCGCUGCGGGAAAUGGGAAUGGCGGUGACUCGAAUCCGGGGUCUCAUGUUGGCCCACCAUCAAGUGCGAGUUCUAGAAGGCCCACUAUCGACGCUAGCCCGACUCUUCGCCAUGAUACCCCCCCAUCGCUGUCGUCGCGUUCUGGGAACACGUCCCAGGAGUCGGCUUCGUCCUCGCGGGCACCUCCUCCCCUUGAGCAAACCUCUUCGUCUUCCGCUGCUUCAAGAGAAUCUGCACAUGAUGAGUGAACAGUUUGUCAUCACAAUUAUGCCUUUCUUUAUCAUGUAUUAUUCCCUUUCUUCUCCCGACCUCCCUUUCUUCCCGAGGCACGUUCCUUACCGUCACCCAAGCGUGGAAAGCUAUCAUAGCAUCGUUACUUACAUCCCAUCGUCGUCAUACUAAAAUAUCUUGGAGGCUGGUCUUACGACUUUAUUCACCUUCUUUUUCCUCUCAUACUUACAAUUGAUCUUGCUCAUGGUUCGCAUGUCUGCUCAACUUGCUUUCUUGCUCAAAGCUGUAUCGUAUUGAUUGACUUGUCGAUCGUCUUCUACUUACCUCUCCCCCUCUUUCUAUUACCCCUCUCCCUCCUCUCUCCGCUUGUAGUACCCUUAUCAAGUCAUAAAUUCAAAAAAAAAAUCGGUUCUAAUCU